Molecule: messenger RNA, 1260 nt
Organism: Lecanosticta acicola
Lineage: Eukaryota; Fungi; Ascomycota; Dothideomycetes; Mycosphaerellales; Mycosphaerellaceae
Source: the annotation of a GenBank genome assembly
AUGAAAUUCCCCAUGAUGAUGCGCAUCACCCGCGCUCUCGCAAAGGCCAACCCAGCAAUUGCUCUCCUCACACUCAUGGCAUUCCAUCUGACGACCGCUCACGCAAUCCCCGUUCCGCAAACCAGCCCCUCCACCAGCACGCCCACCAUACCUACCAACAAAGCCACCUGUACGACCUCAUACCGCAGCGAAGGACACGGCGCUGGGCUCUUCUACGCCGUACAAAUCGGUCGUCCAUACAUCGAAGGUCGUGGAUGCCCGUCGAUCAAGGCUUUACUUUCGGAGAAGGCGAUUGUUGUGGAAUUCAAAUGCAUCGACGACGGACUUGGGCAGACGAAUUUGACGUUCGGCACUCCGGCGGACCGAAAGACGAAUGAGAAGGUCAUUCAGGCUUUGCAGAAGGCAUAUCCGAUGGUUCCGUUUGAGGAGAAUGGGAUCUGUAAUAUUUCCGAUGCUACUCUCCUCCGACGAGGUUACGUUGAUUCUCAGACCAGCAGCGGUGCCAACGCUACUCCGCUACCGGAGCCAUCGCCCGAUGACAAGAAGGACGCAACACUCGGCCGCUCCACUCUCACAUCGAUCUCGAAGCGCUCCACCCUCCAGCAAGGAACCUCCUGGUGCACCCGCCGCCCAGGCUGGUUCAGCAACAAAGCCAUCUUCGAAAUCCACAUCGGCACAGCCUACCACGCCGGCUCAGAUUCCGCCACCAUCAAAGCACACAUUUCCGAGAAAAUGACCAUCGACGACAUCAGCUUCUCCCCGAAGGGCUCUGAAGCUUCGAAUACCAAACUCAUCCUCGAGAUCUCAGAUAUUGACGACGCAAACCUCUCCCACCUCAACGCCGCUCUGGGGAAUGCAUACCCGGGCAUCCUCUUCACCUGUGAUCCCGACGAGGCCGACGAGACGGUUUUCAAACGCACCAGCAGUAUCUCUAUCUCUCCCCGCAGCUCUCCAGUGGCGCGGAAUACAUCCCACUGCGGCAAGAAAUGGCAGCCUUACUUCUCCAACGGUGAGCAAAAGAAGCUGCUCGUAACCGUCGGCCGACCAUUUCUCGGUGGAAUCCGCUGCGCGGACGUCGCAGAUCUCAUCGGGACGAAAUUCGCGCUGGAUGACCUGUGGUGCGAGGGCUCCUCGCGGGGGGAUAUGAAUACGCGGCUUUGGGUCUUUGCGGGUGUAAAGACGAAGGAUUUCGGUGGGAUUAAUGAGGGGUUGCGGGCGGCGUAUCCGAUGGUCGAGGGGUUUGGGUGUCCGACUUCGUGA